UAAAAGUGUGCCACUCGUUCUUAGUGCAAUGAUUGUAAGACAGACGAGAGUGCUGAGAGCAGCUGGAUGUGAGGCAGGCUGCGGUCCGACGGGACGGGGCGCGCGCACGAGCACGAAGCAGCCCCUCGUCGCGGACAAACGGAAGACCCUCCUCGCAUCCGGGGCUUGUUUUAAGUUGCCUGCGAUCUAUUUUAAUGACUCAGGCAGCUAAAGCAAGUCUGGGACGCCAGAGACAACACGACGAUCACCUGCCUGGCGUAUUUCACGACCAUAAGACUCUUUACUCUUCAUUGCCAAACAUUAAGGCCUACUUGUGUUGUUAAAUAAAUUGUAGGCAGUCAGCGUUAGCAUGUUCACCUGGCACAGGAAAAAAUAAAUAAAAUAAAACAUUUUUCUUCUAUUUGGGGUUUCGUUACUUUGCUAGUUGCAAUGUCUUAUGAAUUAUGAUCACAUAACCCAAUCUGUACUACUGUUGUUGUUUUAACAGUUCGCGUUCAGAAAUCACAGAUUUUAAUUUAUCAUAGGUUGUAUAUUUGUUAAGAUUUGUUUUUUUUUUUUUUUUUUAGAAAGAGGUAGGCCUACAUUAAAUGUACAUGCAAUUCAAGGGCAUGCAUGGUGAUAGCGUGUCAUCAUUAUGACAAAAUACCAUUCUCGCUGUUUGGAAAUAUAUAUAACGCGAAUUUAUAAAAGUGUAAUAUUAGGCGCUAUAUCAAAAGGAGCAUGCAUUAUGUAAGAGCGCGGGAGAAGCGAUCAUAAGGCAGGGCAGAGGCUUUACUACACCAUCUAUUGCUCAUUAAAGCAGCAUAAGUUUGGGAUAAAAUGUUCUUGUUUACCAUUAUGCACUGAGGCAUGGUUAAAAGGUAAAUAUUCUCAACCAACAUGGAACAGGCCUUUCUGUUUGCAAAGAGGUAAAAAGGCGGAAAAGAAAAAGGAUCUGAACCGGUUUCCAUGUCAAACACUUCAAUUCUCCAUAGAAACUCUGAUCUUAACGCAGAAACUUUAUUAAACCUUGAUGGUGGAUUGAUAAGGCCGAAUUUCUAUCGGUUCCUUUUUAUUGUGGAGACGGGGAGGGAUGACAGAGGUAAAUUGCUCUUUUAAUUAAACCAAUGCACCGAAGGAAAUUGCUGUCUGAAUAUUGUCUCAGAGAUGGGGCUUGUGACAGUUGCCUGGAAACUUCAAUCUGUCUCACAUUUAUUCCAGAUCACAGUUUUGAGAUAAAGUUUAAUAAAAAUCUUUGCGCCAAUGAAAGCCUACCCUUUCACGUCCUCCACCGCCAGCACAAUGCGACAGAACUGCGGAGGAAGCCUUAUGUUUAACAUGUAUCUCUCAGACCCUACGGAAAAUCUUUUGAAGGAAAGCAAAAGCUCCUCUUGGACCCCCAUCAACACAGGAGUGCAGAAAGGCAGCGGCCAGAUCCAGCUAUGGCAGUUUCUUCUGGAGCUGCUGUCUGACAGCGCCAACAUGACCUGCAUCGCCUGGGAGGGCACCAACGGGGAGUUCAAACUGAUCGACCCGGACGAGGUGGCCCGGCGGUGGGGGGAACGCAAGAGUAAACCGAACAUGAACUACGACAAACUGAGCCGAGCUCUGCGCUAUUACUACGACAAAAACAUCAUGACCAAGGUGCACGGAAAGCGAUACGCGUACAAAUUUGACUUUAACGGCCUGGCGCAAGUGUGCCAGCCCUCCUCCACUGAACAAGCCAUUUACAAAUUCCAGAGCAACUUCGCUCCCCUCCAGUUCUCCGGCAUUUCCAAGCUCAGCCUGGUAGCUCCGGGCGCCGGUCCGUCGGGGUUCUCGUACUGGCCCGGAUCUCCCCCGACCCUCUAUCACAGCCACAACCUGCAGCCGCCGGGAGCCUUCGGCGCCGUGUCCGCCUCGCACAUAAGUUGCGUUAACAACAUCAACAGUUUAAAUAACCUCAACAACAUCAAUAGCCACUAUAACUGAUUUUCCUUUCAUUUGCCGCAGGAGCGCGAGCUGAUAGACUAGUCUGCGCGAGGCUAUAUUCAAAAGCGCGAGCGAUUUCAACGUUGUAGGCUAUUAUUGCUAUCAUGCCCCAGAAAAAAAAAAAAAAAAAAGAGAGAAGGAUGAUUUGGGAAUCGCGUUUGGUGGAGUUUUUAAUGUCGAUCGCUUAAAGAUUGCUUAAAAAAAGCGAUGUAGCGCCAUCUUAUGGAAAACAUAACGCCGUCGCUGGUUAAUUUGUCGUUAAAGUCAGCCGGAUAACGUAAAGUCUCCGUACUCUGCGGGAGGGAAGAAGAAAUGAGCGCGAUGGUGGAGAAAACGCUACACGGUAUGAGAACAAAUGGUAAGAAGCAAAAAUAUGUUCGCUACUACACUUUUGUAAUCGAGCAUCGUUAACACUUAUGUGAAGCGCUUUGAUAUGUCCUUAUUUAUUUAACGUCGACGGUGAAUAUUGGGCACGGGGCUGCAUUUUAAAAGCGUUUGCCCUGAGAAACCAUGAAGAAUUUUUUUUUUGUUAAGCGCGCAAAGACUGAUCGGCAGUUUGUGUCCUUGCCUUGUUUUCACUCAGUUGAUUAUUUAGUUAUACUGUAUUUUGCUUGUGACGGUGCAUUAAAAUGAUUCGUGUAAAAAUCA
Messenger RNA from Puntigrus tetrazona (Sumatra barb), 2598 nucleotides. RefSeq names its product FEV transcription factor, ETS family member (gene fev). The transcript is spliced from 4 exons. Lineage: Eukaryota; Metazoa; Chordata; Actinopteri; Cypriniformes; Cyprinidae. Gene Ontology annotation, molecular function: DNA-binding transcription factor activity, RNA polymerase II-specific; sequence-specific DNA binding. Gene Ontology annotation, biological process: regulation of transcription by RNA polymerase II; cell differentiation. The record is from RefSeq and is a predicted model, not a curated record. Bases 1243 to 1950 code for a protein of 235 amino acids. Gene Ontology annotation, cellular component: nucleus.